Messenger RNA from Aspergillus alliaceus, 2103 nucleotides. RefSeq names its product terpene cyclase/mutase family protein. Gene Ontology annotation, biological process: triterpenoid biosynthetic process. Lineage: Eukaryota; Fungi; Ascomycota; Eurotiomycetes; Eurotiales; Aspergillaceae. The transcript has a single exon. Gene Ontology annotation, molecular function: intramolecular transferase activity. The record is from RefSeq and is a predicted model, not a curated record. Gene Ontology annotation, cellular component: lipid droplet. Bases 1 to 2103 code for a protein of 700 amino acids.
AUGUCGCAGACUAACGAGACCAAGACGAUCAGAACGACCGUCUAUGGGAGUACGGCCACGGCACCUCUGCUAAGGAAAGUGCAACAGGCACUGUUUCUUUCAGCAGAGUACAGCAAGGAAUUGAUGAAGCCGGACGGACAUUGGUGUGGUGAGAACAAAGGAAACGCCACGAUUACGGCGGAAUACGUCUUCUUAUUUCAAGCUCUCGGCCUGGACCUUGACCCGAAUCGACAGGCCCUCAUUUCAUGGCUUCAAUCAGUGCAAAGGAGUGACGGUUCUUGGAGCCUUGCUCCUCACUAUCCUGGUGACAUUUCUGUCACGGUGGAGGCCUAUCUUGCCUUGAAGAUUCUAGGUGUCCCAGCAGAGAGCCGAGCAAUGCGCAAAGCAAAGGGGUUUGCGCUCCGCGCCGGUGGGGUCGCGAAAGUCCGCAUAUUGACUCGCAUAACCCUGGCAAUGUUCGGUCUGCUUCCUUGGGCUGCUGUGCCAGAGAUGCCGGCCGAGCUCAUCCUGGCGCCCGCAAAUAGCCCGAUAGGAAUCUAUCGGCUGUCAUCAUGGGCACGCGCUACAGUGGUUCCGCUGCUGGUCGUCUGCCAUCACCGCCCCAUUUAUGGCCUUCCGAAUGGGAGGUCCGAUUCAAAUACCUAUCUAGAUGAGCUCUGGUGCAACCCUACAGAGAAGACUGUUCCCUACUCGGACACCCUCUGGAAUCUCUGGGCAAAGGACUGUGUCAGUUUCGUCUUCGGUGUUACUGACUGUAUUCUACACUCCUUGAAUGGACUACGUCGGCUCAAUCCGCUACGUGGUUAUGCCAUUCGUGAAUGCAUUGAUUGGAUUCUCAAGCACCAAGAAAAGCAAGGGGAUCUGGCCGGCAUUAUGCCUCCUUUGUAUGGAGCGCUUUAUGCGCUAACGCUGCAAGGAUAUGCACUGGACUCCGACCCUGUUCGCCGGGGCCUGAAAGCGAUUGAGCGUUUCGCAUUCCAUGACGAACGAGGCAGGAGAAUCCAAACUACGGUUUCUCCGGUCUGGGACACCAUCUGGAUGAGCGUGAGCCUCAUGGACGCUGGCAUGGCGCCAGACAGUCCGUGGAUUCAGCGCGCCAUGCAAUGGUUGCGGAACAGGCAAAACCUGACCCAACCUGGAGACUGGCAGGUCUAUAAUCCGCGCCUUGAACCGGGGGCGUUUAGCUUUGAGUAUUUUAAUACCUGGUAUCCGGACCUCGACGACACGGCCGUCGCCGUCAUUGCGAUGAUCCGGCAGGACACUCGGCUAAGCCAUUUGCCGUCAAUAACGCGCGCACUCAACUGGCUUGUCGGAAUGCAAAACUCAGAUGGUGGUUUCGGUGCAUUCGAUAAAGGCAAUGACAAAUUAUUUCUCAACAAAUGUCCCUUCAGCGACAUGAAUGGUCUCUGUGACCCCUCCACAGCAGACAUCACAGGCCACGUCCUAGAAGCCUUCGGACAGUUCAUCGAGCUGAACCGAAAGCAGAGAUUGAAGGGAAUGGAUGCCGAACUACUUGAUCGCCUAAUGUGGGCCUCCAACCGAGCGAUCAACUACCUCUCCCGAACACAGGAGCCUUCUGGUGCCUGGUACGGGCGCUGGGGCUGCAACUACAUCUACGGGACGAGCGGGGUGCUUUGCGGACUCGCGUACUUCAUCGGAUAUAGGGAGGAGCAUGGCCAGUGGCGCGAGAGAGAUGACGGCAUCGCAGACAACGUCAGCGAUGCAAUUCAUUGGUUGAUGACCAUCCAGAAUGCGGACGGUGGGUGGGGUGAGACACUACAUUCAUAUCAGGAUCCACUACGAGCAGGCUCGGGCUCAUCAACGGCAUCUCAGACAGCCUGGGCCCUAAUGGCAUUGCUGUCAUACCUUGCGCCAUCCGCGAAUGUAAUCCAACGGGGGAUCCAGUACUUGAUCCGGACGCAGACCCAGUGCACUACGAACGGGGCGACGUGGCCCGAGAAGUAUUUCACGGGCACUGCACUCCCGGGAUACUUCUACCAGGGAUACGCUCUUUACCCCCAUUAUUUCCCAACUUUGGCUCUUGGCCGGUAUGCACAAUCUUUGGGACAACAGCCACUAAGGGAAUACAAUACACAAAGAUAG